AUGCGGCGGACGUUGAUGUCGUUUCCCCGCCGUCUGCUGGCAUCGACACAGUAUUCCCGCAGAUAUCCGGAUGAGUUCUUGAACAAAUUCAACUCUAGGUGUGUUGGUUUCAGGGCCUUACAUUCUCUGGUCAAUCUGAAUUCUUCCUCCUCUCCCACAAUCAAGGACUUGGUUUGGCAAGGGUUCCAUGUACAAGCAUUGCAGUUGUAUGCUCGCCAUACUCCUGCUGUCAUUUCCAAGUACACCUUUCCUUCUCUUCUCAAAGCCUGUGCUUCCCUUGCAAACCUUAAGUACGGAAGAACGAUUCAAGCGACGAUCACUGCCAUGGGUUUGUGCCGUGAUCCAUUCAUUACUACUUCACUAAUAAACAUGUAUGUGAAAUGCGGGUCACUGCUGGAUGCAGUUAAGGUGUUCGAUAAAUUGCCGGAAAGGGAGCUUUUGGCGGGAGAUUCUUCGAUUUGGAACUCGAUAACUGAUGGGUAUUUUCGUUUCGGUCGUGUUAAAGAGGGUGUUGCUCACUUUCGUCGGAUGCAAUCGUCUGGGAUUCGGCCUGAUGCCUACUCAUUGUGCAUUGUAGUUGGGUAUUUGGGAUAUGAAGAAGGGAGGCAGAUUCAUGGCUAUGUUGUUAGAAACUUGCUUGGUAGUGAUACUUUCUUAGAGAGUUCGCUAUUAGACAUGUAUUUUAGGUGUGCUAGGCCGAUGACUUCCUGUCGUAUGUUCCAAGGGCUAGAGAACAGGAGGAGAAAUGUUGUGUCAUGGAAUGUGAUGAUGGGAGGGCUUGCUGAGAAUGGUUUGUGGGAAAGUAGCUUGGAGUUGUAUUUGCUGGGCAAGAGUGAAGAAAUGGAACUCGUUUCGGCAUCCUUCACCAACAUCUUGGGUGCUUGUGGUCAGGGCGAGUGUGUAAGUUUUGGUGAACAGGUUCAUUCUGAUGUCGUUAAGAUGGGUUUUGCGAGUAACCAUUAUGUUUGUACCUCUCUUUUGACCAUGUAUGCCAAGUGCAAAUUUAUAGAAGGUGCAGAAAGAGUGUUUGAGCAAGUUAGUGACAAGGGAAUUGAACUUUGGAACGCAAUGAUCUCAGCUUAUGCCGGCAGCGGUUCUAUUUAUGGUGCUUUAGACACCUACAAGCAAUUGAAGAUUCACUAUAUCAUCCCCGAUUCUUUCACAAUGGCACAUGUUCUAUCUUGUUGCAACAUAGUUGAAGUGCUCGACUUGGGUAGGUUGGUCCAUGCAGAUUUAGUCAAAAGACCUAUAGAAAGAAAUAUUACCGUAGAAAGUGCAUUGCUUACGUUGUAUACUAAGGGUGGGCUGGACCAUGAAGCUAACUUGGUUUUUAGUAGUAUGACGGGUAGAGAUGUGAUUGCAUGGGGCUCCAUGAUCUCUGGUUUUAGCCAAAAUGAAAAAUUUGUUGAGGCUUUGAAUUGUUUCAGAGAUAUGAAGAAAGAUGGACUGAAACCGGAUUCUGAUAUCAUGGCAAGUGCAAUCAGUUCUUGCACAGGAUUGGAGAAUGUAAAUUUGGGCUCUUUGAUGCAUGGAUUUGUUACUAAGAGUGGGUUAGAAAAAGAUGUUUUUGUUGCAAGUGCCCUUUUGGAUAUGUACUCUAAAUGUGGCUUCCCUGACAUGGCUGCGAAUGUGUUUUCUCACAUGCCAUUCAAAACCAUUGUUUCUUGGAAUUCGAUGAUGUCAUGUUAUAGCAGAAACGACCUGCCUGAGAGGUCCAUGGAAACGUUUUAUCAGUUUCUAGAGUAUGGAUUGGAUCCUGACGCCCUAUCUAUCACUAAUGCUCUUGUUGCUGUUUCAUUACUUGCAGUUCUGGUCAAAGGGAAGACUCUGCAUGGUUACCUCAUUAGGCAAGGAAUUCUAACUGAUAUUCAUUUAGAGAACGCACUAGUUGACAUGUACAUCAAGUCUGGAUCUCUGAAAUACGCGCAGAAUGUUUUCCAGAAAAUGUGUUGGAAAAACUUGGUUUUGUAUAAUUCAAUGAUGGAUGGUUAUGGAUCGCAUGGUGAGUGCUGGAAAGCAAUGGCAUUAUUGGAUGAAAUGAGGAAUACUUCGAUCCAGCCUGAUCAUAUCACCUUCAUUUCUCUACUUUCCUCUUGCAAUCAUUCAGGCUUGAUUAAGGAAGGCCUCGAUCUUCUGCAUUUGAUGAAAAUUGAGUAUGGGGUUGAACCUAGAGAAGAGCAUUAUGUAACUGUUGUUGAUAUGUUAGGUCGUGCAGGACAGCUAGAUGAUGCUUAUGCCCUAGUUAGGAGCAUGCCUAUUGAACCUAGCAAGAGCAUUUGGUUAUCGCUAUUAAGUUCCUGUCGAGCUCAUCAUAACGUGGAUCUUGGAGAAGUUGCAGCUACUGAGCUAUCAAAGAUUGAGCCAAGUAGAGGCAGCAAUUAUGCUCAGCUUCUGAAUAUUUAUGGAGAAGCUGAAUUGUGGGACAGUGCUGCAAAGUUAAGGGCAUUGAUGAAAGAAAAAGGGCUGAAAAAGAAGGGUGGAUGCAGCUGGAUUGAAGUCAGGAACAAAGUCGGUGUUUUCUACUCUGGAGAUUCCUCAUGUCCACUGACACCUCAGAUUUAUGGGGCACUUGGUAGCCUAAGGAGAAACAUGUUGAAAAAAGAAAGUUGCUUUGAUAUUGUUAAAGCCCUGUUAAGCUACUGA
This is a messenger RNA of Linum tenue, 2643 nucleotides long. The record is from the annotation of a GenBank genome assembly. Lineage: Eukaryota; Viridiplantae; Streptophyta; Magnoliopsida; Malpighiales; Linaceae.